GAAAUCCAAGCAUCUGAUUGGAUCGUGUAAGUUGCGCACGAGUAGCCGACUAUACGUCCAUGACGUCACGUCAGUCCGUCCAAUGCAAGCGCUUGGAUCUCAGUAAUAACCCUAUGUGCGUGGUGUACGCCGAAGCGUGCUACUCGUAUUCGGGUGUACAAACGCGAGAGAAGUGAUACAAUAUCGGUCUGUGAAAGAUGUUACCCGACAAAGACAUGCCAGUCAAAACUUUCGUUCGAUAGGUUGUUUUUUAUAUAUUAAAGAACACGUAUACUCUACGAGCAAAUGUAUUCGAAGAAUUGUCGUGUUAAGAAAAAGAUAGACUGUACAUCCGCCGUACCUGACAGUCCACGCGGCCCGGCCCCAAAACACUUUCGCCUCGCUAUAUACACGAGAAAUCGCAUCGUGUUUCAUUCACAACGCGAGCGCCACUGGCAAUGUCGGGAAGUGACAGCCCAACAUUCUUUCACGGCCAGCCCUGGUCCAGCUGGAUCGAAAGAAUCGGACGAGACAAGCCGUUGAGUAAGUGCGCUGAAUCUCAUCGAAAUGUUCGUUCGUUUGCUGUCGCUGCUUUAAAACUGCGACAACGACAAGCGUCUAGCUCGUGUACCUAACCUCAACUUCGAUGCUCCUUUGUCCGUCGACUUGACGCAGGGCAUCAUUAGGGCCCAUCACAUGCAUUUAUUUAAAACGGUUGUCAACAAUUGUCCAGUGCGCUUCAUGGUUGAUAUUUUUUCGCAACAUCACGCGUAUUUUAACGGCUCUUUCCACUGACAAUUAUGUAAUUUGUAGCGAAACUGACUGUGAAAUACGGAGCGUCGAAACUUUAGCUUUAGAGCAUAUAGUAUAUUGGCAUGGAUCAUGAAAAUUUCGCGAAACGAUCUUAAUCGAAUCGUAUUCGAUAGAUCUUGUUCGAACGAUAUAUUGUACACUUGUAUUUUUAUAUUUAUGCUCUCUCUCUCUUAUAAGAUUUUUUGUUGAAAGAAUUAUGCAUGUAUGAAAUAUAUACAUAAUAAAAGUUGUUUACCCAGAAGUUUGUGUUUUUUAUUUCACAUUUCUGCUUAGAAACUGAUGGAAAUGAAUGAAAAAAGAUCUUUUAAGGACAAGAUUCAAUAGACAUGAAGCUAACAAUAUUUUUUGAUUUGUUGUAAUCUUUCUUAACAUGGUAAUUAUAAUUAUAAUAUAAUGAUCUUGAAUUUUAUACUUAAGUAUAAGAAUAAUUAUUUUAUAUUUUCUCUUGAAAUAUUUAUCUUCAUUAUAUAUUAAUCGUACAUAAUGAUUUGCUAUUGAAAUGUCCUUGUAGCCUAUACUUGCUUUAUUAUAUAUUUCAUAAAAAUACUUGAUUUGUUUCAGGCGAUGAAGAACCAGAUGCUCAACUCUCUAGCUCAGUUACACGGCUCUCAGCAGAAGAUAUUGAUUUAUAUGGAUUUUGUCCCGAAAGAGAUACUUUUUACACGGUAGUGUGUGAAACCUGCCAUGCAAUAGUCAAACCACAGGCUCUUAUUCAACAUAUGGAAAGUCGCCAUCCUUCCGGCACGGUCAAUUUUCCACCUCCUUCUACCCCAAUUGUAAAAACUCCUUUGAAGACACCUUAUUGCAAAGUGUCGAAAUUGAAAAAGACGCAGUCAUCGCCGCAGAUCUCGAGUAGCGGGAGCAAUAAGAUCAAUCACGCGAAUGUGAAACGGAACACGGAACAACCUACUAUCUCAACGAGCUUGUCAUCUACGUCAAUAUCGGUCCCCUCGUCGCCUCGAUCACCCCUUGAGUCAUUACCAUCGUCUGUUCAGACAUCGAACUCCGGCUCAGGAUCGGUGAUCGCUUCGAGCCCAGUGAAAAGUCCGGGUACGGCGNNGGGUCAACCUCGCCGGAAGAGACUCAAAACUGACCGAUCGUUGCUCAAGGAUCGGGAAUACGAUCCGGACAGGCAUUGCGGAGUGUGGAACGAGGAAACCGGCAAACCUUGCACCAGGUCGCUCACGUGCAAAGCGCACACGGUCUCGUUGCGCCGGACGGUCGUCGGUCGGAGUAAAACUUUUGACAAACUCCUCGCGGAGCAUCGUGCCUCAAAAGAUGUCCCGAACAGGCCGACAAAAGUGACCGUGACCGGUACGGUGACCGUAUCUUCCGCGACUUCGAGCUUGAACCCCUUAACACCUACCACUCCCACCUUGACCAUCGAAACGGAAGCACCCAGCUCGCCACCCGUUCUAUCGCUGCCAGACACGUAUCCACUGCCAAAGGCUGUUGAUUUGCUUUAUCGGUGUCUGGCCCCGCAUGGCUCCACUAAACCUACCAAGCUCGAAGAGGACUUCGCCAACGAGGAGCUGAGGAGCCUGGAGUCGACGCUAGUGAAUUCGACCGGUUCGUCGCAAUCGAGCUCGAUGAUGGCCCCUAUAUCCGUGGUGUUGCCAUCUCUAUCACCGUUGCCGGCUAAUAACGAGGAAUCGUCGUCGGUCGCCACGCUGAUACCGAGCACAGCGUCCCCAGCUAUACCUGUGCCAGCAACACUGCCAGCCACGUGUACGCAACCGUCGUUGGUCACGACGGUCCUCGAGGCUGAGACACCGAUGGACAUCGACCAGGAAGCGGCGAUGACCAUCUAUUCCCCCGUUUACAAGGAUAAAUCGAAGUUACUGGUCGAGCUACCACGUUCGAACAAUAUCGCCCAUUCUCCUAUAUCGUCUAUGCCCAGUUUGCUGUUCGAACCGAUGGACCAGCUCGAGCAACUGGAACAAUUGGAGCAGCAACACGCGACACAGAUCAACGGAAAGAGACUGAACCACGCGACUCGUGCGAGUCCCGUUACGCAACGACAGUCGAAGAGGAUCAAACACGAGUACCAUCAACAGGACUUGUCCACUGCGAUACAGGUCGAGGCUACGACAACCUCCUCUCCCUAUCCUCAUUUCGGGGACAUAUCUUGGUCGAACUGUCACCCGGAGCCAUUGGCUGUUAGCCGAUGGCUUCGUAUUUCGUCCACCCGUAAGCAGUAUAACUUUAAUAUUCACUGACAUAAGACCCCACCCACUCCAGGCUGAGGACCGUGCGCCAUGGGCGUUUGUCUACCUCCUAUUUUUUUCGAGAUCCUUUUUUUCAUGGUCGUCCUCGUCGCCGUCGUUGAUGGUCUAAAGGUCUGAAGCCUGUCGAGAAUGGGACAAAGUCUUGAUGUUCGGUGAAGCCUCGAUGUGAUGAGCAUGCGCACGGUGGGAACAACGUACGCGAGCAAUUUCGCAUACGUGGAAAAACAAGAUGGGUACGAUGUUUUGCAUGCUUAUUCUGUCUACCGGAACGAGUAAUCUCGGCCAGGAAUGCGAUAACAACAACAAUGAUCCUUUCUUUUUGUACCGCGCGUCGUCUAUAUUCUGCCAACCGAUGAUCGUUUUCUUAGAAAGAAUCACCACCAUCGUCAGACGUUCGUAGGCAUGUUAAUCGCAUUAUUGGAUCGCUCACUUUAGAGGAUAUACGCGU
Apis dorsata (giant honeybee) is the source of this 3468-nucleotide messenger RNA. RefSeq names its product cell wall protein DAN4-like. NCBI's taxonomy places the organism in Eukaryota, Metazoa, Arthropoda, Insecta, Hymenoptera, Apidae. The coding region runs from base 1512 to 3011 and encodes 499 amino acids. The transcript has 6 exons. The record is from RefSeq and is a predicted model, not a curated record.